ACCUUCCACCGCUUCGACAAGUUCAAUGCCAAAUACAACCCCAUCGGGGAGUCCAUCCUGCGGGAGAUCUUCAUCAAGACAGACAACCGCGUCUCGGGGAAAUACUUCGCCCACAUCAUCAAGGAGGUGAUGGCAGACCUGGAGGAGAGCAAGUACCAGAACGCGGAGCUGCGUCUCUCGAUCUACGGCCGCUCCCGGGAUGAGUGGGACAAGCUGGCCCGCUGGGCCGUCAGCCACCGCGUCCACUCCAACAACGUCCGCUGGCUCGUGCAGGUGCCCCGGCUCUUUGACAUCUACCGGACGAAGAAGCAGCUGGCCAACUUCCAGGAGAUGCUGGAGAAUAUCUUCCUGCCGCUCUACGAGGCCACGAUCCACCCUGCCCAGCACCCAGAGCUGCACCUCUUCCUGGAGCAUGUGGAUGGCUUCGACAGCGUGGAUGAUGAAUCCAAACCAGAGCAUCACAUCUUCAACCUGGAUAGCCCUUUGCCGGGCAACUGGGUGGAGGAGGACAACCCACCCUACUCCUACUACCUGUACUACAUGUAUGCCAACAUGACGGUGCUCAACCACCUCCGGCGGAAGAGGGGCUUCCACACCUUUGUCCUGCGUCCACACUGUGGCGAGGCCGGUCCCAUCCACCACCUCGUGUCAGGGUUCAUGGUCUCAGAGAACAUCUCCCACGGGUUGUUGCUGCGCAAGGCCCCUGUGCUGCAGUACCUCUACUACCUGGCACAGAUUGGCAUUGCCAUGUCCCCGCUGAGCAACAACAGCCUCUUCCUGAGCUACCACCGCAACCCCCUGCCCGAGUACCUCUCGCGGGGGCUCAUGGUCUCCCUCUCCACCGAUGAUCCCCUCCAGUUCCACUUCACCAAGGUGAGCGUUUGGGGGGCACCAGCCAGUGAGUCUCCAGGAGCAGCUGUGGG
Messenger RNA from Cyanistes caeruleus (blue tit), 923 nucleotides. The record is from RefSeq and is a predicted model, not a curated record. NCBI's taxonomy places the organism in Eukaryota, Metazoa, Chordata, Aves, Passeriformes, Paridae.